UCGAAAAACAAGAGCUAGUACUCCCAAAAGAAAGUGUAUUUGGAGGACCAAGUACUGAAGAUGGGAAGAUGCAAGUUAAAAUGCACCAAGAUAUAGUGGUUGUAAAAUCGACGUAUGUAUUAGAAGUACCGGCUGAAUUAGAAGUUAGUAAAGAAAAUG
Dentiscutata heterogama is the source of this 159-nucleotide messenger RNA. NCBI's taxonomy places the organism in Eukaryota, Fungi, Glomeromycota, Glomeromycetes, Diversisporales, Gigasporaceae. The record is from the annotation of a GenBank genome assembly.